Messenger RNA from Equus caballus (horse), 3780 nucleotides. RefSeq names its product nuclear assembly factor 1 ribonucleoprotein (gene NAF1). Gene Ontology annotation, cellular component: sno(s)RNA-containing ribonucleoprotein complex. Gene Ontology annotation, biological process: ribosome biogenesis; box H/ACA snoRNP assembly; pseudouridine synthesis. Gene Ontology annotation, molecular function: RNA binding. The record is from RefSeq and is a predicted model, not a curated record. Lineage: Eukaryota; Metazoa; Chordata; Mammalia; Perissodactyla; Equidae.
CUAUUUUACUGACUCUGGCCCUGGCUCAGACUUUCAUCACUUAAUUCCUGGAAAAAUGCAAUUGACUUUUGGCUGGCUGGAUGGUCAUUCUGACUCAAACUUCUUCUCUUCUCAAAUUCAUACUGUAUAUCGCUGCAAGAUCAGUGUCACUGAAAUAUCAUCUUAUUCAUAAGUUCAUGCAUUGUUCUCCUUAAAUACUUUUGCACACAAAAUGUGUAUGACAUUUCUUUCUCUUGUACAAAAGCUUAAUUAAUGUUCACAUGAAGUAAAUGAGAUAUUUUAAUUUCCAUUUUACAGAUAAGGAAAAUGAGAUUUAGGUAUGUUAGGCUAUCUGCCCAAAGCCACAGUUACACCAACAAAGAAAUGGUAGAGCUGAGAUUUGAACGUGGGUCUUUUUAGCCAGGAACACUGAGCUCUGCUUAAUCAUUGCAUUAGUGAAUAGUAUUUAAGUUUAAAUUCCUGCUUCUCUUUGGAGGAUUUCCAUGAUACAAUCUUCCUUAACUUCCGAUUACUGCUGAACUUGCAUCUUCUAUUCCACAUUUCAAAUCUCUCUCUAGUUAUCUCCCAUGGAUUGAUCUUUUUACUUCAAUUAGGUUGUAACCUCCUUAAAACCAGAGAUUAUGUAUUACUCGUCUUAAAUUUCUAAGAAGGUCUAUUACUAUGGAGGGCACACAAUAAAUUCUAAGUCAAUAACUGAUAAAAUAUUUAGUACAGUCCUUGGCACAUCUGCAUGCUUAAUAAAUGGUAACAAUGAUUAUUUAUUACUACUACAGGGGCUGAUGCAUCAAAUUGAAGUUCUAAUAGGAAACUAGAAAAUUCUGAUCUCUACCUCAAUCCUAAGAACUUUUUGCUUUCCUUCCUUAUGAUACAGAGUAAUGAUUUCUCAGGCUAAGUUACUGCAUUUUAGUCCCAGCCACCCUUUCUAUGAAGCAGCAUCAAUUACAAGAGACAUCAGCAUAACAUCAACAAGCAGCAAAAUUCCGUCCACCGUUACUGCUCUCUUUGAGAGUGCUUCGGAUUAAAAAAAAUGGAACAGUAGUAGUGAUAUUUUUGAGAUGAAUGGUCAACGUGCUUGCAGUCUAUCGAUCAAACUUCAUUUAACUUUAAAGAAGUUUGCUAGAAGUGUCUGCUCAGGACUUCCUGGCUCAAGUUUCCGAUGUACAGAGCCUCGCACAAUCAGGCGUCUAACCUGGCCUACAAGCUCUCCUUCAAAUCUUCCUUUCCAGUCAAAUUGGCCCACAACGAGCAAUAGGAAAUUCCAGCCUUCCUGUCGUGCACCGUCAGCGGAGUUCCGAUGACGCAAUGAAAAGGGCGGAUCUAGGGCCGCCCAGGAUCUAGUUCCAAGGCUCUGCGGCUCCGCGCCGCCCCAAGUGAGCGCAGCCGCGUCACGUUACGUCCUCUGCUCUCCCGGAAGUGCCGCUGAGUCAACGGCGGGGGCGUGUCUGCAGACGCUCCGCGUGUAGUUGCUAGAGAACGCGGGCCGGCGGGCCCUGCGCGGGUACUUUCCCUGCCGAGGUGGUUUGGUCUUUUCCGGAGCGAGCCGCGAGCCUGUGCAGGGGCCCAGGACCGGAGCCUGACUGGGUGUCUGGCGCGACGCCAUGGAAGUAGUGGAGGCCGCCGCUGCUCAGCUGGAAACUCUGAAAUUCCACGGCACGGGCCUUGGGGCUGGCCAAGGUCAGGAGGUGCCGUCUCCCGGCCCUGUUCCUAUCCCAGAGCCAGGGCCGCCACCACCGUCGGAUGAGGGGUCCCCGGACACUGGGCAGGCCGCCGAGGCUCAGCCGGCCGGGGAGCAGCCACCUGCGCUCGCGCCGAGCACUGCGGCGGCAGGGAGUCCCGCGCCGCCGUCGCAGCCACAACUGCCACCCGCAGGGAACUGCGUCACCGGCCCGGGCGCUGCAGAGCUGGCGGGGACCCCAGACUCCUUGGAGACCUCGGACUCGGAUUCGGACUCGGACAGUGAAACAGAUUCAGAUAGCUCAAGCUCCUCCUCUUCCUCCUCAUCUUCCUCCUCAUCUUCCUCUUCCUCUCGUGUGUCGUUUCCUCCAGUGCUGUCAGAUGGAGAAGAUGAUUUCCAAGUUGAAAAGGAAAAUAAGAAUUUUCCCCUUAAAACAAAAGAUGAGUUACUUCUUAAUGAACUACCUUCUGUUGAAGAGCUCACUAUUAUUCUGCCUGAAGAUAUUGAAUUAAAGCCUCUUGGGAUGGUUUCAAGUAUUAUUGAGCAAUUGGUAAUAAUUGAAUCUAUGACUAACUUACCUCCAGUUAAUGAGGAGACUGUAAUUUUUAAAAGUGAUCGACAGGCAGCAGGAAAGAUAUUUGAGAUAUUUGGACCUGUUGCACAUCCAUUUUAUGUGUUACGGUUUAAUUCUUCAGAGCACAUUGAGAAUAAAGGUAUUAAAAUAAAAGAUACUAUGUAUUUUGCUCCAUCAAUGAAAGACUUCACUCAAUAUAUAUUCACAGAAAAACUUAAACAGGAUAGGGGAUCAGAUGCGUCAUGGAAGAAUGAUCAGGAGCCACCACCAGAAGCCUUAGAUUUCAGUGAUGAUGAAAAGGAAAAAGAGGCCAAACAGAGGAAAAAAUCUCAGAUUCAAGGCCGGAAAAAAUUCAAAUCUGAAUUUAAUGAAUCAAGUGAAGAUUUUGCAGAAGUACGUCAGAACUGGAAUGCUCAUAGCUCUUCUUCAGAGCAUGCAAAAGGAUAUCGCAACAAAGAAUUUACACGAGCAUUUUCCCAGGGUAGAUAUCCUCAACCUUGCCAUGGCAGGCCCCCACCUCCACAGUUUUAUAACUCAGAACAUAUGGUCCCUCAGGAGACUUCAGGAUUUCCACCUCAGAGACAAGAUAAUCCUAUCAUGCCACAGUAUCCCUUUCCUCCUCCAGUGUUUGACGUGCAUAAUUUUUCACUCCAUCCUCCACCACCACCACCUCCACCGCCUGCAUCUGUAAACAUGGGUUGGGCUGCACCGGGCAUGGCACCUCAUCCAUUACUUCCCUUACCAUACUCCAUACCUCCACCUCCUCCCCCUCCACCCCUGCCUCCUCCCCCCUCUUCUGGAGAUGGUAAUUCUUCUCAUUUUGGACCUUACUAUUAGGCAAAUGUAUACAUUUCCAGAGAAAUGUGGACUUUUUAUAUUAUACGGGAAGGAUUUUUUUUUUAAAAGGAAAGCGGUUAUGGAGCUAGAUUUUUAAAACAUUGUAAAAUACUAAAUGACUCAUUCAGUUGUAAGUUGAUAUAUAUUUGUAACCUUUGUGAAACUGUAUCCAAAUGAAAAUCUCACUUUAAAUUCGUUUGGGUGAGAUCCAAUUAUGUAAUAUUUAAUUAAAAUUUUGAAUCCAUGCUUUCCCCAUCCCUGCCCAAUUUAAACACAUGUAAAUCUAAUAAUAGAUCUGGUGCAACUUUCAUCAUGGAUUAAAAUAUACUGAACACAUUGUCUCUUGGUAUGUCUGAAAAUAAGAUGUUGAAGUCCUAUUGAGAGUCUUUAAAAUAAACUAUUUUUAUAAACUUAUACUUUUGAAAUUGAUUUUGAUCAUAAAUGCAACUUAUCAGUAAAUUUAAAUGUCCUAAUUUUUUUAAACAAGAGUACAGAGAAAGAAGGCCUUACAUAUUAGACUAUAAUUAGAGUUAAUAUUUAUUAAUUAUGCAUAAGCAAGCUUUUCAUUAUCUGUGCAGAUUCCCAUUAUUUGAGCACUAUUCAGUAGACUCUACUAUUUAAUCACUUAAAGGGACACAAGGAUUAUUCACAAUUAAAUAUGUUAUUUGUAUACAAUAAAAUGUAUUUAACCCCA